AGACUACGUUGCUGAUUUUGUGUGUGUGUGCCGGUGGUUAAAUUGAUAUCUUUUUUUCAUAAUCAAUAAUUAAUUCCUUUUUAUUCUGGUUUCUUAAACUAUUACUCAUGUCUACUCGAUACCAAAAAUUAUCUUCAACUGAAGAAAACGACCACCAUGAGACUCCAUCUACUUCCGCAACACAAGAACAACAAUUGAAUGAUUUACAAGAUUCGUUUGGAGAGUCCUUUGAUGAGGAAGAAGAAGCAACAGUGACCGAUAGACUUUUACGAGACGAUACUGUUAUCCAUAUGCCACCAACACCUGCAGUACAGCAUCAACAGCAGCAACAACAACAACAAAAUCGAGGACCACCUGCAGUACUACCUGUUUCUAUGGACGGUGUAUUUGCAAAUAUGUCAGCAAAACCAGAAACAGAAAGCAAUAAAUUGGAUGAAACUCCUCCUACAUAUGAAGAAGCUGCAGCGGACGCAACUCCACCUUAUUGGCAAACAACAAUUAUCGCUCCAGCUGGUAUGGGCGAUAUGAUUCUAGUAGAAGGCAUGCCAGUUGGAAGCAUAUUCUCAUUCUUUUGGAAUCUCCUGAUAUCUGCGAGUUUCCAGUUUGUGGGUUUCAUGUUGACCUACUUAUUACAUACAUCACACGCAUCCAAACAAGGAUCUCGGGCAGGUCUUGGCGUAUCUUUAGUGCAGACAGGCUUCUAUAUUCGUAGUCGUGGUACAUUAGAAGAUGAUGAAUAUUUCUAUAGUGGGAAAGAAACUGAUUCCAAAGCUUCAACAAAGGCAGAAGAUAGUACAGAUGCUGACAUCAUUGCUUAUUUUCUCAUGAUGUUGGGUUGGUUUAUCGUCAUUCGUGCUUUAGCGGACUACUUUAGAGCAAAGCAAAUGGAGAAAAUCAUUUGUUCGGAACCUGUAGCAGAGUCCAUUGUUUAAACAAAAAUAUUUAUGUAAUACCCAUUCUUUUUCUCAUAAAAAAAAACUCUUGUCUCAUUACUAUUGA
Messenger RNA from Mucor mucedo, 999 nucleotides. RefSeq lists its product as uncharacterized. NCBI's taxonomy places the organism in Eukaryota, Fungi, Mucoromycota, Mucoromycetes, Mucorales, Mucoraceae. Gene Ontology annotation, biological process: positive regulation of protein ubiquitination; metal ion transport; ubiquitin-dependent protein catabolic process. Bases 108 to 932 code for a protein of 274 amino acids. The record is from RefSeq and is a predicted model, not a curated record. Gene Ontology annotation, cellular component: endoplasmic reticulum; perinuclear region of cytoplasm; Golgi apparatus. The transcript is spliced from 6 exons.